This is a messenger RNA of Alosa sapidissima (American shad), 534 nucleotides long. RefSeq lists its product as uncharacterized. The transcript is spliced from 3 exons. Gene Ontology annotation, molecular function: RNA binding. Bases 70 to 534 code for a protein of 154 amino acids. Lineage: Eukaryota; Metazoa; Chordata; Actinopteri; Clupeiformes; Clupeidae. The record is from RefSeq and is a predicted model, not a curated record.
CUCACAGUGUGUGUGUGUGUGUGUGUGUGUUGUCAUUAUUAUUAUCCAGUCUGCUCCCAGCAGCUCAGAAUGGCCAGAUUCACUCCGACUGAAACCAGAAGGCAGCAGCAGCAGCAGCAUCCCCAACAGCCCCAUCCAGCUCACACCAGCCUGUUUCUGACCGGACCGGGGGCACCACCGACCCAACCUCCACUACUACUCAUCCCGCACCAGCACCAGUACCCUCACACCCCAUUUUCUAAACCCAUGAACGGGUCAGAAUCCAUCUCCAUUCAUCCGGAGAGCGGCACCAUGAAAGACCAAGAUGCCAUAAAGCUGUUUAUCGGGCAAAUUCCACGGAACCUAGAGGAAAAAGAUCUUAAACCUCUGUUCGAACAGUUUGGGAAAAUCCACGAACUGACAGUUCUGAAGGACCGCUACACCGGCAUGCAUAAAGGCUGCGCGUUCCUCACCUACUGCGCCCGCGAGUCCGCCAUCAAGGCCCAGAACGCCCUCCACGAACAGAAGACACUGCCAGGGGUAAGGUAUCCGUAA